Messenger RNA from Capronia epimyces CBS 606.96, 3426 nucleotides. RefSeq names its product ubiquitin thiolesterase. Gene Ontology annotation, biological process: protein deubiquitination; regulation of protein stability. The transcript is spliced from 3 exons. Gene Ontology annotation, molecular function: protein binding; cysteine-type deubiquitinase activity; cysteine-type endopeptidase activity. Lineage: Eukaryota; Fungi; Ascomycota; Eurotiomycetes; Chaetothyriales; Herpotrichiellaceae. Gene Ontology annotation, cellular component: cytosol; nucleus. The coding region runs from base 1 to 3426 and encodes 1141 amino acids. The record is from RefSeq and is a predicted model, not a curated record.
AUGGACGCUGACGUCGCUUGCAUCUUGGACCGUUUACAGUUGACCGGACCCGAUAUGCUGAUUGACGGCUAUGACCAAUACAACCAACAAGAGGAUGAAGUGGUCAACAUCUCUCCUGACGAUGCCUCAGAAGAACCCGCUGAUGCCCUUCCGAGGGCUGAUGAUUAUGAGGCGAUGAAGAGACAUGUCCUGGUCGACUUACCCGAUCUUGAGACCGAAGCUGAAACAUAUCAUACAUGGCAUAUAGAAAGAUGGCGGGAUCUGUCCCGAAGAGAACACGGCCCGGUGUUUGAAUGUGGUGGUCAUCCGUGGAAAGUCCUUUUCUUCCCAUACGGCAACCAGGUCGACUGCGCCUCUUUCUAUUUGGAGCAUGGAUUCGAAGGUGACCCGCCACCGGACUGGUAUGCUUGUGUGCAGUUCUCCCUCGUCUUGUGGAAUCCGAACGAUCCAACUCUGUUUCGGAGCCACACUGCCACCCAUCGUUUCAACGCGAAAGAGGGUGACUGGGGUUUCACGAGGUUUGUCGAGCUCAGAAAAGCCUUCAAUCAACCAUGGGAAGAAGGGUCAAGACAUCUGGUAGAGAACAACGAAGCGAACUUGACGGCGUAUGUCCGCAUCAUCAAAGACCCCACCGGCGUGCUAUGGCACAAUUUCGAGGGAUACGAUUCGAAAAAGGAAACCGGCAUGGUUGGGCUGAAAAAUCAAGGUGCCACUUGCUAUCUCAAUUCUCUGCUACAGUCCCUCUACUUCACCGACGCUUUCCGCAAGGCGGUGUAUCAAAUCCCUACCGAGCACGAAGCAAACCGGAGUAAUAGUGCGUGGGCUCUGCAAAGAUUGUUCUACAAGCUACAAAAGGACAGAUUCGCGGUCUCGACCAAUGAAUUGACCGCGUCCUUCGGUUGGGAUACACGGCAAAUCUUCGAGCAACAAGACGUGCAGGAAUUGUCGCGAAUCUUGAUGGAGGUUCUAGAGAAGAAGAUGAAAGGAACACCUGCCGAGAGGACACUUCCGGAGCUGUUCGUCGGCAAGACGAAAACCUACAUCUCAUGCAUCAACGUCGACUACGAAUCCUCGAGGAUAGAGGAGUUCUGGGAUCUUCAACUGAAUGUCCGAGGAAACAAGAAUUUGCAUGAGAGCUUCAUGGAUUACAUCCAAGUGGAAACUCUCGAGGGCGAGAACAAAUAUGACGCCGGCGAACCUUAUAAACUGCAAGACGCGCGGAAGGGCGUUAUUUUCGAAAGCUUCCCACCCGUACUACACCUGCAACUAAAACGAUUCGAAUACGAUAUCAACCGAGAUGCCAUGAUGAAGGUCAAUGACCGGCACGAAUUCCCGGAUGAGUUUGAUGCCUCUCUGUAUUUGUCUGACGAGGCGAAAGCAGCUUCUACAGAACCUUGGAUCUACCAGCUGCAUGGCGUACUGGUCCACAGUGGAGACUUCAACGCUGGUCACUAUUACGCGUUUCUUAGGCCGACUAAGGAUGGCCAGUUCUACAAAUUCGAUGAUGACAGGGUCACUCGGGCCACCAUGAAGGAGGUUCUGGAAGAGAACUUUGGAGGAGAGUACGCGAACGUGGCCAAUGGUGGGCCCGGUCAAAGACAGCCUUACAUGCGCGGGUACUCCACAAAGCGUUCCAUGAACGCGUACAUGUUGGUGUAUCUUCGGAAGAGUAGAUUGGACCAGGUCCUUCACCAAGUCAGCGAAUCCGACAUCCCUCCCCACAUCGAAAAGAGAAUCGCCGAGGAACAAGCAGAACUUGCGAAGAAGAAGAAGGAGCGUGAAGAGGCACAUCUCUACAUGAACGUCGGUGUGAUCACGGAAAAGACCUUCCAAGCCCACCACGGGUUUGACCUGACGAGUUAUGAUCUCGAACAGAGCGACCCUGCAGCGGCCCAAAUCCAUCGAAUCCUACGCACGACGAAAGUCUCGGAAUUUGCGGCCACGGUUGGCCAGGAGCUUGGCGUCGAUCCUGAUCAAGUCAGGUUUUGGGUGAUGGUAGGCAGACAGAACAAAACAAACCGCCCGGACCAGCCGAUCCGGGAUGUUGACGUCUCUAUGGAAGAGGCGAUGAACAAGUACGGAUCCCGAGGGCGUCCGUUCUUCUUGUGGGCCGAAACAGCCCUCAAGUCGGAAGACGGCAAGGCCCAUUUCCCUGAUCCUACGCAAGCCGUGGGAGGCAACGCCCCGAUUCUGGUGUUUCUGAAAUACUUCGACGUCAAAGCCCAGACAUUGAACGGCGUCGGCCACGUCUACGUUAAGAAACUGGACAAGGUGUCAGAAAUCGCUCCUCAGAUCAACCGAGUCAUGAAAUGGGAUCCAAGCACGCCCAUUCUAUUGUUCGAGGAAAUCAAGUUCUCGAUGAUCGAAGCCAUGAAGCCGAAGCAGACGUUCCAGCAGUCUGAAAUCCAAGACGGCGAUAUCAUCUGCUUCCAACAGAACCUUCCCGAUCUUGACACGUCUACGGUGACGUACGCGGAUGCACGCCAGUACUAUGAUUACCUGCUCAACAGGAUACCGGUCACGUUUUACCCCAAACCCGGCACAGACGGAGAAAGCUUUGUUCUCAGCCUGAGCAAGAAGAUGACGUACGAUCAAUUUGCGGCCAAGGCAGGUGAGCAGCUCAAGGUCGAUCCCACGCAUAUCCGCUUUGCAACGAUCAGUGCGACCAACAACAAGAUCAAAAUGUGGAUCAAGCGUGGCAUGAACCACAAUCUGCAACAAAUCCUGCAGUCACAAUUCUCGUCUUACGGGGGCUAUGCAACACAUAGAAGUGAUGCAUUGUACUAUGAGAUUCUCGAAACCAGUCUCGCGGAUUACGAGACCAAGAAGAUCAUGAAAGUGAUUUGGCUCAGUGACGGCAUCAGCAAAGAGGAACCAUUGGAAAUCCUUGUUGCCAAAAAUGGUAUGAUUGCAGAUUUGAUGCACGGUAUAGCCAGGAAGCUCAACCUGGACGAAGAAACAGCCCGCAACAUACGAGUGCUCGAGGUUCAUGGGGGUAAGAUUCACAAGGAAUUGAUCGAGGAUUUCAACGUGGUCGGGGUCAAUGAGUUCACCACACUUUAUGCCGAGAAGAUACCGGACGAGGAAGUCAACUCGUCCGAUACCGACAGGUUCAUCUAUUGUUACCAUUUCGAUAAAGAGGCCAACAAACCACACGGCGUACCGUUCAAAUUCCUCCUCAAGCCUGGUGAAGCUCUCAAAGAUACCAAAGAGCGGAUCAGCAAGAGAACAGGCAUCAAGGGCAAACUUCUGCAGCAGAUCAAGUUUGCUCUAGUGGGGAGGGCGGUGUAUGCAAAACCAAAGUAUAUUGAUGACGACGAUGUCAUUGUCGAUCUCAUCCAAGACGGAGAUGAAAUGCUUGGGCUGGAUCAUGUCAACAAGGCCCGCAACUUCUGGGGCAAGGCUGAGGGCAUGUUUAUUCGGUAA